AUGGAUUCCAAUUACCAGACUCUGGGGGCUUUUGCGAGCCGUUGGUGGAUUACUGUGGAGCAGACUCGGGCUAAAGAAGCGAGGAAGCGAGAUUCAAGAUUCGUUUUAUUCUUGAAAGCAAGACAAGAAAUGUUUUGCUGGGGAUUCUGGCAACAUUUCCUGCAGUUAACCUCAGCGAGCAAACUGUUGGAGGUGAAGCGAUCGAAGACAUUCCAACCUUCACCCCUGGAGCCUGGAGAGUAA
Messenger RNA from Paracoccidioides brasiliensis Pb18, 243 nucleotides. RefSeq lists its product as uncharacterized. Bases 1 to 243 code for a protein of 80 amino acids. The transcript has a single exon. The record is from RefSeq and is a predicted model, not a curated record.